Molecule: messenger RNA, 911 nt
Organism: Leptidea sinapis
Lineage: Eukaryota; Metazoa; Arthropoda; Insecta; Lepidoptera; Pieridae
Product: tubulin polymerization-promoting protein homolog
Exons: 2
Coding region: 108-476 (122 amino acids)
Biological process (GO): microtubule polymerization
Molecular function (GO): tubulin binding
Source: RefSeq, a predicted model, not a curated record
UUGACGUAUAGGCGGUCACAUUAUGAAAUACUUUAAAUUUGAUAAUGUCUAGUACCAAUAUAUAGUAGAUAUGUUUAAAUUUAUAAAUAACUAAGAUCUAAAUAACAAUGGAAGAAGAAGCCACUCUUGAAGGGCAGUUUUAUGAAUUUUCAAGAUUAAUGGAUAACAAGCGAGAUGGAAAAUCAAUAACUUUGUACAGAUCAGAUUACUGGAUGAGGCAAGCAAAGCUACUAGAUGACAGGAAGUUAACAAUGACAGACACUGGUAUUCUCUUCAAUAAGUUCUGUAAGUCUGAAUUAAACUGGACUGAAUGGAGUGAGUUCCUGCACGAUCUUUGUCAAUUGAAAGGUUAUGAUGAAGAGAAAAUUCAAGAGACGCUCACAAAUUGUGGCCUUCCGGGACAAACCCCUGUUUCCGUACCGCAGUACAGAGACUUUUUCCUAACUUAUAAACCGAAAGAGAAAUCUUUGUUUUAAUUAAACGGUUAAACAAUUUGUUAUUUUCAAUGUGAUAAUCCUCACUUCUAGGAUGAAUUACAUAUUGAGUUAUUGGUUUGUUUACUUGUAAAUAUCUUUAUUUCUAUCAUAAGAUGGCGGAUAUAUGGUUUCCAACCUUUUUAAGUAAUGUUUAGUCUUGCACAGCCAGUUUGUGGAAUAUGUCGACGGCAGUAUUUUUGAACCGAAAAUGUCUUAGAAACCUUGAACUGUGCGUAAUUGUGAAGUCCAAUGGUGAGAGGUUUUCACUUUCUUUCAGGUGCGCCACUUCCUCGUUUGACCUCUAAUAAAAAAUAUUCAAGUACAAGUCUAACGUGCUUAGCGAAAAUUAUAUAACAUCAAUAAAAUACUUUAUUGUUUACAUCAAAACAAUAGAGUUAGGCGUUAUAACCAAAAAUAAAUUUUGAAUUUUACAAA